Liolophura sinensis is the source of this 3931-nucleotide messenger RNA. RefSeq names its product WD repeat-containing protein 13-like. Lineage: Eukaryota; Metazoa; Mollusca; Polyplacophora; Chitonida; Chitonidae. Gene Ontology annotation, molecular function: promoter-specific chromatin binding; protein binding. Gene Ontology annotation, cellular component: nucleus. The record is from RefSeq and is a predicted model, not a curated record. Bases 1 to 1446 code for a protein of 481 amino acids. The transcript is spliced from 13 exons.
AUGGCAGCUGUUUGGCAACAGGUUCUUGCGCUGGAUGCAAAAUAUAACGCGUACAGAGCACCAAAUAAUCCUCAGUUUCGUACAUUGUAUAUAAAAAGGCGGAGCCAGCUAUUGAGAGAAAAUGCUAAAACAGAGCAUGAUCCAUCAGUGAGGAGGGAGUACAUGAAGAUGAGAGCCCAACUACUUACCGCCAGAUAUGGAAGCCUUCCAUUCUCAGACCAAGGGAGUAUGAGAAGUAGAACCGUCAGCCUAAGAAGUGUGAGCAGGAACACUGCUGAGAGUAUGGACUCCCUGAACCUGGGUGGCAAUGAUGGAUGGCUGGGAAAACACCACAGGAGACACCUCAGUAGCGGCUCCAUGAAACAUAUCUACGACAGUAUAGAGGUGGUGCCGACAAGUGUAGCAGAGGCUAGCAGGGCCAUGGCAGGCGGGAAGACUGUUUCUGAGAACUAUGCCUUUGCUGGGAUGCAUCACAUCUUUGAUCAGCAUUCAGCCUCAGUCAGCAGUGUGAAGUUUGCCAAUGAUGACAAGUCUAGAGUGGCUUGCUGUUCUAUGGAUGGCUCUCUGUCCAUCUGUCAGGUCAUUCCGCCACCAGCCACGGUUAUUUGUAUGCUCAAGGGACACACUAGUGGGGUGAUGGACUUUGUUUGGUCGUUGUCGAAUGAUGUGAUCCUGUCGGUGUCACUAGAUGGCACUGCUCGUCUGUGGGCAGUAGCGGCAGGAUCGUGUAUGAGGGUCAUCAAUAACCCCAUGGAGUGUGAGAUCAUGAGCUGUGUAUUCCAGCCUCUCAACAACAACAUGUUUGUUAUUGGAGACAUCCGCUGUAAUGUGCAGGUGAUGAAUAUGUCUACUGGUAAACCCUGUAAGGGUGGGAGCAGUAAGAUAACAGGGAGAGUGUUGUGUUUGGCCUUUGACCCAAGUGGCAGGAUAUUAUGGUCUGGAGAUGACAAAGGAUUCAUUCAUUCAUUCACCUUUGAUGUGGCGUCUGGAAAACUAAACAAAGCCAAAAGGAUUACAGUCUGUGAGGGUCAUGCUGUCACAUGUAUAUCUGCACGGUCAUGGAUAAGCCGGGAGGCCCGUGACCCUUCUCUCCUCGUCAACUGCUGUGUGAACUCUCUCUGUUUGUUCAAAAUUGUGAGUGAAGAUGGAGCUCUUCAACUGAAGAGGAAGUUCCCGAUCAAACAGAGAUUGUCUACAAUCCGCAGUGCUUUCUGCCCCCUCAUGUCCUUCAGGCAGGGUGCCUGCGUCAUUUCUGGGAGCGAGGACAUGUGUGUUUACUUCUUUGACAUAACAAAGGAGAACAAACCAUGUGUGAAUAAACUGUUAGGCCAUUCUGCCCCUGUACUGGAUGUGUGCUUCAACUGUGAUGAGAGCCUGCUGGCAUCAUGCGAUGCUCAAGGAAUGGUCAUUAUUUGGAAGCGGGAAGGAAAACAAAACAUGUUGUGAUAGGAUGCGGAGCGAGAUAUGUGGGAGGAGAACUUCAUUCCACUUUUGUGAUACUCGGUGUAAAGAUGUCUGCAUGUAGGUACAUGUACAGAGAGCUGCUGGCAGCAACGUCUUUCUGGAAGCAAAGGAAAGUCAGUACUUUGCCCUCAUCAUAAUGCCAGCUUUGGGAACAACGCCACCUUUCUUCUUGUGAAUUCAUAAUGAGCGAUUAUAGCUGAACUGAACAGUCGUGAUAAAACUUGAGGGAUUUCAGUGUCAGGCCACUGAGUUGCUGAUAACAGAGCCUAACUUAAGCUGCUAGAAGAAUCGUGAUGUAAUAUGUGUCAGUAUACUUAUAGUGCAUGCUUUGGGAUGGGAUUGUCGACUUGAGAGACAUGAUGUUCAGUGAAGGCCGAGUUCAACAUCACUGGUGGAGAGCUGACAAUUCCUGAUAGCAUGAACUGUAUGUUAUAUAAUACUGAAAAAUAAGUGUGCGUGCUCAGUUGGUUCAUUAAAUUGCUAAAAUAUUGCCUUAUCAGAGGAGCAAGCUAUUCUGUUGUUUACUUUACAAACAAGCAGAUGUCAAAGAGCACACAGUGGAAAUAACUGCAGUAGAGUAAAAGCUCAAGAAUGUUGGAUAUUACAUAAUGAACUUGGGAUAUUCCAUUGUACUCUAGAAGGCUGAUGUUACUUUGCUUGAGAGCAUCAUCGUCAUGUCAUGCUUUGCGGAAUAUCAUGUAACAGUGUACUGACCAAUGAAAAUUAAAAAUCACUCUAUGAGGUAUAAUAGUGGAGAUUUCAGUACAUUGAGCUGGUUGUGAGUGAGGGUGGCAUGAGAGUGGGCCAGAAUUGGGAGGGUGUUAUUGAGAGCUGGUUGUGAGUGAGGGUGGCAUGAGAGUGGGCCAGAAUUGGGAGGGUGUUAUUGAGAACUGGUUGUGAGUGAGGGGGGCAUGAGAGUGGGCCAGAAUUGGGAGGGUGUUAUUGAGAGCUGGUUGUGAGUGAAGGUGGCAUGAGAGUGGGCCAGAAUUGGGAGAGUGUUAUUGAGAGCUGGUUGUGAGUGAGGGUGGCAUGAGAGUGGCCAGAAUUGGGAGAAUGUUAUUGAGAGCUGGUUGUGUGUGAGGGUGGCAUGAGAGUGGGCCAGAAUUGGGAGGGUGUUAUUGAGAGCUGGUUGUGAGUGAGGGUGGCAUGACAGUGGGCCAGAAUUGGGAGGGUGUUAUUGAGAGCUGGUUGUGAGUGAGGGUGGCAUGAGAGUGGGCCAGAAUUGGGAGAGUGUUGUUGAGAGCUGGUUGUGAGUGAGGGUGGCAUGACAGUGGGCCAGAAUUGGGAGGGUGUUAUUGAGAGCUGGUUGUGAGUGAGGGUGGCAUGAGAGUGGGCCAGAAUUGGGAGAGUGUUAUUGAGAGCUGGUUGUGAGUGAGGGUGGCAUGAGAGUGGGCCAGAAUUGAGAGGGUGUUAUUGAGAGCUGGUUGUGUGUGAGGGUGGCAUGACAGUGGGCCAGAAUUGGGAGGGUGUUAUUGAGAGCUGGUUGUGAGUGAGGGUGGCAUGAGAGUGGGCCCGAAUUGGGAGGGUGUUAUUGAGAGCUGGUUGUGAGUGAGGGUGGCAUGAGAGUGGGCCAGAAUUGGGAGGGUGUUAUUGAGAGCUGGUUGUGUGUGAGGGUGGCAUGAGAGUGGGCCAGAAUUGGGAGGGUGUUAUUGAGAGCUGGUUGUGGGGGAGUUUGGCAUGAGAGCAGGCCUUAAUUGGGAGGGAGUUAUUGAGAGGGAAAACUGUAUGUUACAUUUACCGCCAGAGGUUGAAGUGUCCAAGCUAAAUGUUCACCCAGUCGAGGCGGUCUUUGUCACAGAGGUUGUGAAGCGAGCGAGGUAACAAAAGACGACGAAUACUGGGUGAUCAUCUAGCUUGGACACCGAAACCAAAGGUGGUAACUGACUUACACAGUGGUUUCACUCUUGUUUGGCAAGAGUCAUUCGUUUCAUGAAGUGGCCGUGUUAGCGAAUAAAGUUGGACACAUUUUUUAUAAAGGUUAUUACAAUUUACCUUAAUUAGUAUGUAUGCGACACACAUGUACAGGCUUGUAAAACUAUGCAUUUCUUUAGCAUAUUAGCUUUAUUGAUGUGGUCUUAUAUGAAGCUCUUAUGAUGUGAGGUUUAUGAGUUUAAACCUACCCAAUAAGUUAAUUUACAUUAUCUUGAAAGAAAGCUACAAAUUCCUAUGUUUAUAUAGCCUUCAAACACUUAUUACCAGCAGAGCUUGAUCUAUUGAGGGACUCAAGGAAAAUGAUAUUUUUCAACACGGCAAAUUUUCUGAACAAAUACCACAGGCUAAAAAAAAUCCCCACCAAUGUACUAUGUCCCGAUUUUAAAAAAUUUUCUGCAGAUAUAUGAAACUUUAAAGCAUUAAUAGAUAUUUUCUAAUCAUUGCAAGUAACAAAUUUGCUUGAAAAAAUAAAUCCAGUGGGUAAUGAAUUUUAAUCCGCUAUACUGAAAAUUGAAACGUGUUUAUCUUUGUUUUA